This is a messenger RNA of Emiliania huxleyi CCMP1516, 1068 nucleotides long. RefSeq lists its product as hypothetical. Bases 1 to 744 code for a protein of 247 amino acids. Lineage: Eukaryota; Haptophyta; Isochrysidales; Noelaerhabdaceae. The transcript is spliced from 7 exons. The record is from RefSeq and is a predicted model, not a curated record.
AUGUUCCUCGCCCUCACCGCGACGGCGACGCUCACAGCCGAGCAAGAGGAGGAGCUCGUCACGCUGAUUGACGCGAGCGCGUCUGCGGUGGCCCAUCUUCCGACGACCUCUCGGGCGCGCGACGAGAUCCGGCUCCUGCAUGGCAAGCUCACAGAGCUGCAGGCGGCGGCGGCGACCGUGACGCCCGAGGAGUGGGACAUCAUGCUCCGCGCUCUUCUCCGCGCAAACCACUACGGCAGUGCGCCGCCUCUGCGCAACACGCAACCGCCGCCGGGCGUGGCUGCCCUGCGCGAGGCGCUAGCCGCCGAGGGACUGCAGGAGCAGCUCCCGCUCGCCGCCGCUCACGACGACGAGCGGCUCAAGCGGAGCGACGAUCUCGGCGAUCUCGACAAUCUCGAGACAAUCUCGCGCGAGGAGCGGCUCAAGCGGAGGCCACCUCCGUGGGAGCGGGACUGCGACUGCUGCUUCGAGCGCUGCCCCGCAGGCAACCACGCGCACUGGGCCUUGCACUUUGAAUGCCGCCACCACUGCCUCCGGCAGUCCGACGGCUUGCUGCUCGCGUGCCGCGGGGCGUCACUCGGCGAGGUUGUCGAGUCACUCGGCGAGGUUGUCGACGCCGCUUGGACCGCCUCCCCGCUCCCCUGCGCCGCCGCCGCCAUCGGCGCCGGGCUCGCCAUCGGGCUUUGGGCGCGUGCGCAGCUCCUGCCGCACCGUGUGAGACGGCGAAAGCGCGCUGCGGAUUGAUCAUCGAUCGCCGUCGCCUCGCACACAGUCGUCUGAAGCGUCGUCGUGCCGAGACGCGGAGUCUUGCGUAUAACGGGUAGUAUCCCCCAUAACGGGCCUCCAGAUUGUGCUCAAGGCGGGGUGCCAGCUCGGGCUGCUGCCUUCUGGGGAGAAGAAGCGAAAGGCGGCGUGACACGCCGCAGCUGCGAGCACCUCGCGCAGGACAUCCACCAGCCUCCAGCCACCAGGGAGGGAGGCGGAGGGGUAGUUUGGCGUGACCUUUGGCCAUCACAACGGUGUUGAGUGUGUGCCUCUGUGUGGUCGCAGGUCACACUCGUCGAGUUC